Messenger RNA from Amphibalanus amphitrite, 1942 nucleotides. RefSeq lists its product as uncharacterized. The record is from RefSeq and is a predicted model, not a curated record. The transcript has 9 exons. Bases 322 to 1377 code for a protein of 351 amino acids. Lineage: Eukaryota; Metazoa; Arthropoda; Thecostraca; Balanomorpha; Balanidae.
AUGCGACGAUCUAGGGGAAUAACGUCACGUUCUUGUUCGCAAGAAAAUUGUGCAUCCCUUGGUCGGGCAAAUGUUCGACAAAAUUGCACAAAAUGACCAUAUUUCAAGCAAAUAGAUUAUUCUAGGUUCUUACUUACGAGGGUUCAUGCUGCGGCCCCUGGGAGAAAAUACUUCAAAUAUUUAUUUUAUAAAAAAAUUGCAGCCAAUGAUCUUCGUCUUCAUUAUUGAAUAACGAGCUUAAAUCCGCGCCAAUGACCGUCUCAACCCAUCGCAAUUGUCGAGGAGAAGAAAUUUGAAGCUUGUUCUGCCAGGAGGGUAGCAAUGUCGGCUGAUGAGGCCCGUCUGCCGGAGGCCGAGCGGCUGGCGGCGCUGGAGCGCGAGCUGACGGCGCUGCACGAGCUGUGCCGCCGCUCGGAGCUGCCGCACGACCAAGUGAGCCGCGCGCUGAGGCCGCUCGUCUCGGCCGUCGACUGGUCCACGGGCAUCAACAGGGCUCGGUACGUGGGGCGCGUGGUUGGCGUACUGCUGGUGCUCUGUGCCGCGCUGUACCUGAUCGGCUCCGCCAAACCCGUGCAGCAGGCGGCACACUUCUACACGCGCGUCGCACUGGUCAAGAUUCUGCCGUACUGGGACUGGACCGGCCUGUACACUAUGACGUGUCUGGUGGAGAAUCCCCUGUACGAGGAGACGGACCGCCCGGUCAGAACCGAGGACUCCUGUCAGUUAUGCGAGUCUCUGGACGAGCUGGAGCGCGUGUCGAACGUCAGCGCCGCUGUCGUCACGGACAACUACCUGCGCCUGGACCGGCCCGUGGUGGUGACGGACGGAACACGCGACUGGCCGGCCCUCGAGGACGGCGUGUUCGACCGACACCGGCUAGUCAAGAUGUUCAAAGACAGAGGACUGGCCGAGAGUCGGCCCUGUGAGCUGCUCACCAAUCUGAAGGCGCGCGACGACAUGCAGCUGCUGCUGGACAAAAUGAGCAACCCCGUCAUCAAGAAGUGGUUCGCCCACUGGGAGAACUGUGACAAGAUGGCUGCCAAGGUGCUCCGUACGCUGUACCGUCGGCCGUAUUUUCUGCCGGCCAUGGUGGAUACCACCGACUCCAACUGGGUGCUAGUCUCCUCAAACUACACGGGAAAUGUCUAUAAAAUGCUUCCCGUGGUGAACGACAUGGUGUGGAUGGCGCAGCUGCAGGGCACCACAGGGCUGCGCCUGACGCCGCGCUCUCCGUGCGCCAGCCUCUGUCCCGAGAUUGUGGACACACUGCACGAGGGCGAGAUCUUGAUGUUUACCGACUUUCUCUGGAUGCUGGAGUACUUACCGGGAUACGGCACGGACAACGUGGCGGUGGGCGCCGGAGGCUACUGGGAGUGACCUCUGCGCUGACCUCUGGUGACCGGAGGUUACUGGGAGUGACCUCUGCGCUGACCUCUGGUGACCGGAGGCUACUGGGAGUGACCUCUGCGCUGACCUCUGGUGACCGGAGGUUACUGGGAGUGACCUCUGCGCUGACCUCUGGUGACCGGAGGCUACUGGGAGUGACCUCUGCGCUGACCUCUGGUGACCGGAGGUUACUCCUGGGAGUGACAUGUGCGCUGACCUCCGGUGGCCCCGCCCCGCUCGGCCGAACGAAGAGACCGCCGCCCACUGGACGGAGGAGGACCCGACUACUGCAGCUUUGUGUAUUCGUGCAAUCGUGUUUGUCGCUUUUUUGUGGCGCUGGUGGCUGAUUUCAUUGGUAUGGUGCAUGGUGGCAGCGGCAGAGAUGUGCAGGCACAUAUACGUGUGGUACUGCCUAAACUGCUGAUUUAAUGAGCUUCAUAUGUGCUCCGGCAGUUCCGGCACAUAUUCCAUUUUGCUUAGCAAUGGUGGCUAAUAAAAUUUGUUGCAAUGCGACGUUGUUGCAUCUUGGAAAUAAAUUUAAGCAUAUCACACCAUG